Tetrahymena thermophila SB210 is the source of this 318-nucleotide messenger RNA. RefSeq lists its product as hypothetical. The transcript has 3 exons. The record is from RefSeq and is a predicted model, not a curated record. Lineage: Eukaryota; Ciliophora; Oligohymenophorea; Hymenostomatida; Tetrahymenidae.
AUGUCAGACCCUAAUAUCAGAAAAAGCAAAGACUCUUUAAAGCUUAACAAAUUUAAUACAUUUUAGAUUACAGAGUCUAAGUUUUUAGAUUCUUAAGCUAAGGGAAAGAAGUUGAUUUUUAAACAUUUUAGAAAUGCGUUUAUAUUAGGUGCCAUAACUGAGUUCAUUAUUAUAAAUACAAGAAUAUAUGACAAUAUUAUACAAAAAAGUACUACAAGAAGACUAGAGGCUAAAAAGAAGGAAGACGACAAUUUAGCAGAAAGAAAAUAGCUUAUGUUACAAAAAAAUACUCAAAAUAGUUAGUAGGUAGCUUAAUGA